AUGGGUCGCAAGCCCAAUCAGCUGAUCCUUGAAUAUUUCACGCGUGGCCCCAAGCUGGAAGACGCGAGCAACCGAUAUCAACAUACGUGCAAAGCAUGCGGUGAAAAGUUCCCCAAGGGCCGUAUCGACAGUCUCACCACUCAUCUAGUGAAGAAGUGUCAAGCGCUGUCCAUGUCCGCACGUCAGUCGAUUGUUAUGCGAAUUCAUGAUCUUCCUGCCCUCGACGACUCAGAUCCCAACAAAGCGGCAAUGCUAGCAAAGAUUCAAAAGGCAGGGAAGGCUUCUGAUUUACCGUAUUCGACGCGCCCAGCUUUUGAUGGGCUGAAUGUGCUAGCGGAGGCAUCGAGACGCGUCGGAGCUUCUGACCAGACCAAAAGACGUGGUGCGGGUGCUCUACGAUUCACACAACCAAUGACUGUUGGCGGCAAGACGAUCAUGAUUGACCCUGCCCUCGAGGCGGAGGCAUUUCAUCCACCCCCAACAGAUAGCAAUGACGACUUGAUUCUCGCUGGUGUCGCCGCUGCUGCUGCCUCUCUAAAUGCAAACGAAGAGCGUGGUCCGUCUGCUUCACCUUCUCUACAAAAUAAUGAUACUCUUCAACCUGACACAAAUACCGACGAGCGUCAAUCUUCAUCACAACUUUCUCUGAUUGCAGCUUCUGCCAGCGAAAUGGCUUCACAGAGUCUUGCAAUGGGCAGUGAAUUGACAGAUGGGCCACAUGUUGGGUCAUCCUGGACUGACCACCAGCUGUCUAGCACUGAUCAAUUUCUGCUUGACAGCUUGCAGGGUCAUGAUCCUACACUAGCAGCAACCCAACGUGCUGCAUCUUAUCCACGCCCAAUUGCAAUGAACCCGAAUACUACUCCAACCAAGGGCUUUGUCAACGAUUUUGGAUCUUCGCCCAAGCCACAAAAGCCCAAAGUGCGUAGUCGGUUCAGUGCAGACCGUAGGAAGGAAGUUCAAGAAGUACGUAAGCGGGGUGCAUGCAUUCGAUGCCGCAUGCUUAAGAAGCCUUGUUCUGGAGAUAGUCCUUGUCAAACAUGUGCUUCUGUUGAGAGUGCUCGCCUAUGGAAACAGCCAUGUAUUCGGACACGUCUUGUUGAGGAAUGUGAACUCUAUGGUGCUGGUCUUCAUACGACUCUUGCCUUUCACGAUGUCAAUUCUAUGCAAGCCCAAACAAAGUAUGAAAGCUACGUUGGUCGUGUGGAGGCUGCACACUUUGAUGAUGGGCCUUUCUUUGUGACCUUCAGCGCCCUCAUUGGUCAGAAAGCUGGCAUGUCACCGAUUGAUCCUCAACUACAAGCUCUAGUCGAGGACGGGCACCUCCAAGGAUCUACUCAGGAUAUGUACAUGCUGGAUGGGGAUACAGAUGAUCUUCCUGGAAAGUGCGAAAACUACAUCAAGAGGCUACAGUCCACUUUUAUUGAAAAUGAGACAUCGCCAAUCAUGAAGUCAACCCUAACAUUAGCAGCACACUUGGCAGAUGAGAAAAAGGAUACUCUCCUUGACCGCGUGGUGGAGCUAUGGCUUGUAACUCAUGUCCUAGUCGACCUAGAAUUGCAGUGGAAGCUCUUUGUCCAUCCACUCCUACCCCCAACUGCCGUGGACACUCUAGCUAUGCCAACCGAGGAAGGCCGUGUUCCAAUUGAUCGCAAUGCCAAUGCCGAUUCUUACAACCUUAUAUGCAGUCAACUUCGCGCUGCUGUCGAGAAGCGUGCCAGCUUGCUGAGUAAAAAUGUCAUGAAUGAACUCGAACGACGACUCUUGCAGCGCCACCACAGUGGUUGGUUCGAAACCUUUUUGGUAUCUGUCAUUCUCCUCAACUGUGUUGAACGCGCCUGUUGGCUCUUCACUAGCUGGGAGAAUGAGGACUUUGUCGGACGUUGGCCUUUGGACAAACGUCCACAAUAUUAUGCUAACCAGGGCGACCGGUUCUCGGAGAUCCUUCAUAUGCUACUACGAAUGCGUGGCCUGCCCCCAAAGACAACCAUCAAUGCGGAAACUGGCCUGCUCAAAGCGGUAGAGAACAGCGAUCCCAAUGCCAUUCUGUGGUUUGACACUAUUCAAAUAUCACCCUUGUACUUGGAACAACGUCAACUCGUCCAAUUUGAUCCCACCGACUCGCGGUCUCUGGAUCUGAAGUUCGCUUCCAAGAUUCUCCUGCCGCCACCAACUGCAUGA
Molecule: messenger RNA, 2181 nt
Organism: Talaromyces amestolkiae
Lineage: Eukaryota; Fungi; Ascomycota; Eurotiomycetes; Eurotiales; Trichocomaceae
Exons: 7
Coding region: 1-2181 (726 amino acids)
Biological process (GO): regulation of DNA-templated transcription
Molecular function (GO): DNA-binding transcription factor activity, RNA polymerase II-specific; zinc ion binding
Source: RefSeq, a predicted model, not a curated record